Polistes canadensis is the source of this 9364-nucleotide messenger RNA. RefSeq lists its product as uncharacterized. The record is from RefSeq and is a predicted model, not a curated record. NCBI's taxonomy places the organism in Eukaryota, Metazoa, Arthropoda, Insecta, Hymenoptera, Vespidae. The transcript is spliced from 38 exons. Gene Ontology annotation, molecular function: protein binding. The coding region runs from base 252 to 9320 and encodes 3022 amino acids.
GGAUUCUGUCAGCUGAUAUGCAUCAAGAUGCAAUUACAGUUUCGUAGUGAGCUUUGACGGUAUAUUUUGUUUGUGUACUAUAUAUAUAUAUAUAUUAUCAUACUCGGAAAAUCUUAUUGUUUAUUCUGAAUGUUUCUUUUAUUGUGUCGGUGUAUACUGUGUAGUAAAGUGUUUUUUUAAUAUAGUUAUUAGAGUUGGAUCAAUAAGGAUUUUGUACAAGCUUGAACAGUUUAUAAAACAAGAGAGCUAAGAUGUCGUUAAGCACAGAUAUAUCCACAGCCCUUCACUUACUUGAGCAUAUUCAAGAGCGUGUAGAGGAUUGCGAUGAUCCUAAAUUGAGAAUGUAUACCACUCAAGAUCUCCAGUCGAUGAUAUCCCUAUUGGAGGAUCCUGUAUUCCGAAGUAUAGUUACAAUACAAGAUUCUUUGUUCGAAUUAAAUAGUCAGCUAGGGGAUCAUCCUUCCAUUCUUCCUGGAGAUUUUGAUAUUAAUAUCAGUGGGCAUUUAGAACUUUCGGUUCCAAAUACUCCUGUGCAACCCUUAGGACCAAUUACGUAUCAAGAUUUAUAUCCGGAUAGUAGUGAACUGGACGAUCAAAGAGUCCCUAUUGCUCCAUUGUUACAUAGCAGCAGCGAAGACACUAGCGCACAGGUUACAAGUCCUAGUCUGGUUUCAGAAGUUAUGGGAAUGCCACCUAUAACGACCCCAACCUAUGCCAAAGAGUUCAAAAAAGUGAUAGAGGCUGCUGCGAGAGGACGUCAGAUAUGCACAGUGCAGUUAUACAAACCGGAAGGCACUAGUUUAGGAUUCAGCGUGGUUGGUCUCCGCAGUAAAGACAAGGGCGAGCUUGGUAUAUUUUUACAAGAAAUUCAACCAAAUGGUAUUGCAGGGUGCGAUGGUCGUUUGUUAGAGGGUGAUCAAAUCCUUGCGAUAGAUGGUCAACCAUUGGAUUCAAAUAUUUCACACGAGCAAGCAAUUUCGAUUCUUCAAAAAGCUCGCGGUUUGGUCGAGUUGGUAGUGGCAAGAAGCAAUCAAGACGUUGGGAAUUCUUUGCCGACGGAUGAAUUGUCCGGUGGUUCGAGUUCAACAGCGGCCGCAGGAGGAGCAGCAGCUGUUGGAGGUGCUGCCGUUAUCGGUGCUGGUGUUGGUGGUGUUGGUGGUAGUCCAUGUCUUUUGGGAAACAACGGAAAUAAUAAUAACAACAACAACAACAACAAUAACAUUAAUAACAAUAUUAACAACAAUAAUAUCAACAACAACGUCAACAACAAUAAUCAGAUUGGCUCGGACAAAGAUCAAUCGGUGUCAGUAUCGUCAAUUGUCACACCAAUACCAACACCUAAGUCCAGUCAACCUACUAGUACAACAUCUGCAACAACACCUACGCCAACACCUACACCUAUACCUACACCUACUUCGACACCUGUACCACCACCUGGUACCGUUCACGGAGGCCUCGUCAUCGAAAGGAGCCCUUCCGCUGUCAGCGACGCCUCCAAGAGUGGCCCUGACAUGGUGCUGAACACGGAAUGGGCACAAGUAGAAGUGAUAAACCUAAUCAAUGAUGGCAGCGGUCUUGGAUUUGGGAUUAUCGGAGGCCGUAGCACAGGCGUCGUCGUCAAGACCAUUCUUCCUGGAGGCGUUGCCGAUCGGGAUAAUCGGCUCCAAAGCGGGGACCACAUACUCCAAAUCGGGGAUGUCAAUUUACGAGGAAUGGGAAGCGAACAGGUUGCAGCUGUUUUACGACAAUCAGGAACACACGUGCGUCUCGUUGUCGCAAGACCAGUUGAACCAACAUCACCAGAUUUCCAGGCCAUCGGAAGUCAUGCACCAAUCGUCCCAACGAAAAACCUUGGUGACCCAGACGAAUUGGAGAGAUACCUGGUCCACAGUGUACCCGAGACCUACAACAUACGACACGUACAGCAAGGGGGUGGUGAUGCCAGUUACGACAACGGGUAUAUGUAUUCGCAGGAGUCCGACGCAAGAACCAGUCUCAUCAUGGAUGUGGUACCCAGACGCAACCCCGUACCAAUUGGAGCGAUGCCAGUUAUACCGACGGUACCGGUACAAAUUCCGGAACUACCGGUCCUCAGCAUGGAGGCCAUCGAUGUUAAUUCACUGCCAGAAAUGGAGCGUUUCACCGUCGAGCUUAAGAAGGAUAUUUACGGGCUUGGGAUCACUAUAGCCGGCUACGUUUGCGAGAAGGAGGAACUUUCGGGCAUCUUUGUCAAGAGCAUAAGCGAGGGUAGCGCGGCAGACUUAAGUAAUAAGAUACAAAUAAACGAUAGGAUAGUCGAGGUGGAUGGUCAUUCUCUACAGGGUUAUUCGAAUCACGAGGCUGUUGAAGUUCUUCGAAGUACCGGGCAGACCGUUGUACUCUGCUUGGAAAGAUAUUUACGUGGACCAAAGUACGAACAACUUCAACAAGCGAUUGCUGCUAGCGAACUGAGAUUACCCCAACCAAGUUCUCCGUCUAUUACGAGCCUACCAAGUUUUCCAAUAAGUGCAGAUGGCGAGACUACUACCGAGAUAGAACAAGAAGGUGAAUCGCAUACGACCGUUGAUAGUGCUAUACUUCAAGAAGCAGAUCGUGAAAGUGUUACGGACGAGUUCGAUGUAGCUACAAACGUUGAAGCUCUUUUAAGCGAUCCUUCCACCGAGUUAACUCCGCAAAUCCGUGCCGCCAUUAAAUCCAAAUGGCAAAAGAUUGUAGGACCUGAUACUGAGAUAGUGGUAGCACAAUUGAAGAAAUUUGCAGAAGGUAGUGGUCUUGGUAUUAGUUUGGAAGGUACAGUGGACGUUGAGAAUGGUCAAGAAGUGAGGCCUCAUCAUUACAUUCGUUCGAUUUUACCUGAAGGUCCUGUCGGUCAAAACGGUACCUUACGAUCAGGGGAUGAAUUGUUGGAGGUAAAUGGUUACCGUUUGCUCGGUAUAAAUCACAUGGAAGUAGUUAGCGUUUUAAAAGAAUUGCCUAUACACGUUCGUAUGGUUUGCGGAAGAAAUGUGGCCUCCCAGGAUCCAUUGUGUCCUAUUGACACUGCUCAACAUCAAGCAGCUUUUCAGACCAGAAGUAUUCUCGGUGGAUCCCUUCAAAAUCUCCUACCAACAAUGGAUCGACUGGUAAAGGCGAAAUCUGAUGGAUCCUUGGCUUCAACUACAACAACCGCAACCGUGACUGACGCUAGCUUGAACAAAAUGAAGUCACGAUCUUUGGAGCCAUUGACAGGCUUAGCUAUGUGGAGUUCAGAGGCGCAAAUCAUCGAGCUGGUUAAAGGAGAGAGGGGCCUUGGGUUCUCCAUUUUGGAUUAUCAGGAUCCAAUGAACCCCAACGAAACUGUGAUAGUAAUAAGAUCACUCGUUCCUGGUGGUGUGGCUCAAGUCGAUGGUAAACUUAUACCGGGUGAUCGUCUCCUGUUCGUGAACGAUAUCGGUUUACAAAAUGCUACUCUCGACCAAGCUGUGCAGGCUCUUAAAGGUGCACCCAAAGGAACCGUACGCAUCGGAGUGGCCAAGCCGUUACCAAUACCAGAUAGUAUCGUACAGAGGGUACCACCGAUCUGUACGGUCCGACGCAGUCGAAGUUUCCCGAACGAGAGUGAAACAACCGAUCGUGCAGCCGAUUUUGAAGAUUUUCUUUCAUCUCGAUCGGGUGUGACCGGUGUUUCAACCACCACCGACCAGCAAGAAAGAAAGGAAGAUGAUAAUCAAAGAUCUCGGAAACAACAUCAGCAACUAAAUCAGCUGAAACGUGACGAAAAACGAGAAAAUGACCAACAGGAAAAAGAAGAAGAAGAAGAAGAAGGGGAGGAGGAGGAAGAGGAAGAGGAUCAUUGGAAAGAUGCAUCACCGUUAACACCAAUUUGCAGUCCUACGAUGAAAAAACAAUUAAAAAUUGUGCCGAAGAAAGAAGGAAAGGAAGAAAAUAAAGAUGAAAUAAUGGAUGAUUAUAAAAAAUUCGGCACGGGUACGUAUCAUGCAUAUCUUGUAAAGGGAUCGUUGAAGAUGAAUGAGGAAGAUGAGGAAGAAGAUGAUGAGGAGGAAGAGGAGGAAUAUGCGAUCACGCCAACUACUGCUGUUGCUGCUGAGAGUAUUAUAUCGAUAGUUAAGAAGAAAGAUGGCAAAGAAAUUGAUGAAAUUUCCGACGUGAUAACGAGAGUCGAACAACAAGCUGCACCUAAGGUUAAGUUAAAGAAGAAGAAUGAAAAAGAAGAAGAAGAUGAUGAUGAUGGUGAUGAUGAUGUUAGAACAAAAGACAAAAUGAAUAUAAAAGAAAGGAUAGAUAAAGAUGAUGACAAAAUUGUUGAUUUAUCCGAUAAGUCGUCAACGUUAAGAAAAAAAAUAAUAAUAUCGGACGAUGAUAAACGUACAAAUUUAAAGAGUUAUAAUGGUUUGGAGUCAAGGUUAGAAUCAUCGUCACAAGAACAACCGAUAACUUUGAGUGAAACAUUUGAUAAAUCGGAAGAAUCAACGGAUAAGAUUUUAAAUAAGAAAAUAAAAGGUGAUAAGGAUGAGGACGUUUGUUGUUCCGGUGUUGUUAAGAGAAGAUCAAAGAGGAGAGGUGACGGUGGAGGAGGAGAGAGGGAUAGAAGAUCUAAAGAUGGGGAAGGAACGACAACGAGUAGGAGGAGGAGGUCCAGGGAGGAGAGGAAGAGUCUAAAAGAACAGGAGUGCAUUGAGAGGGUCACUCAGUAUCUCAGCAAGCAUAGCUCGCUAACCGCAUUUACCGAUCCCUAUUCCUAUUCGACGUUUGACGAGGAUAGUUCGUUGUUACGCAGCUUGGACGACGAAAGGAAAAAACGAAUGGAACGUGAGGCUGCUGAUAAACAACAAAAAGAAAAAGAAGAAGAAGAAGAAAAAGGCAAGGAUGGAGGAGGAGGAAAAGAAGGAAAAGGAAAAGGUGUUGAAGAUAUAAUUGACAAAUCUAAAGUUGAUCAAAAAGAAGAAAAAGAUGAAGAAACUAGAACAAAACUAGAACCGUGUAAAUUGGUUAAAACUAUUAGUGAUGAACAAGCAAUAAGUGGUGUACAUUUAUCAGUGGAUUCUAUUAACUUCCGAGUGUUCGAUACUAGAGGUUUAUCCGUUGAAUAUUUAAAUAGAUCAUUGAAAACUUCGAUAUCCGAUACGGAAGUAGUUAAAUCAACGAAACCAAGGGCUAGUUCGUUGAGAAAAAGGAAAGGUACGGUUUCUAGUGAAUCAUCUAAGGAAUCACUUUUAGAGGAAUCCAAGAAAGAAGUUAGAAUAAGGGAGACAGUACAAGAGAUAUUUUUCGAGGAUAAUAACGAACAACAAUUGUCUUCUUAUCUUAUUCCUGAAGUACAAUUGGUCAAGGCUAAGAUUAUUACUGCCGAGGAAGUUGCAUUAGGGAGAUUGGAUAAUACCGAUGUUAAAAUGAUUGACGUUUGUUCACCCGCCGAAAUAGUUUUAAUUAAACAACGCGAACGUGACCGUGAUGAUAUUGCUCAAAGGGUUGAAACCAGUAAAAGAUUUUCAUCGCAAUUACAAUUACCCACUUUGGGCAAAUCAACUUCGGAAAAUACUUUGAUUGAUGGUAAAAAUGAUGCAUUAGACGACAACAAAGUGUCCGAGAGAAAUAUCAAACCUGAAAUACUUUUGGAUUUGUCCAAAGUAUCCGAAUUAAUGGACGAUAAUGUUAAUAAAACUGACAAAGAUAUUGAUAGUAAAGACAAAAAGGUACUCAGUAGGACAGGUAGUGAAGGUUCAAAGAGAGGAUUCACCGGUGCGAAAAGUAAAUUCCUUGAUAAACAACGUGUAACUCCCAUUAAGGUUAGUGUACUAUCAUUCCCUAGUGAACCGGAACCAGAACCCAAACCGGAACUUACAACUUUGCCCGAGGAUGUUUUAGUGAUUCGAAAAGAUCAUUACAAAUUAGGAGACGACAAAUCAAUCAACGUGUUAGAUUACGAUGAAUCAAGAUUACAAGAACGUCCAGACGAACAGGAGCAGAAAAAACAACAGCAGCAACAGCAACAGGAAUUAAAGAAAGAAGAAGAAGAAGUCAAAGUAGAAGACGUUAUCAAGGAUCAAAAGGAAGAGUUAGGUGUAAAGGAUUAUGAAGAAAUCCUCCGGCAGCAGGAGGAACGUCCGCUGCUGGAGGAAGAUGAGAUAAUAAGUUGUCAAGAGGAAGAAGAUAAUUUGAUUAGUAAAGAACAUUCCUUGGAAUAUCAAAGUCAAACGUUGGAAAGUCAAACGUUGGAAUGUCAAUUGGAAUCAGUAAGUUGUUCUAAUCAAGAACCGUUAAUACCAGCGCCAAUUGUACCAAGAAAUUUCUUUAAAUCUGUACCGGACAGUUGGAAACGCGAGGUUUGCGAAGAUAGUUUCGAUGAUAUACAACGUAAUUUCAAGGAGACGCAAUAUUCGCCACGAGAAAAACGCGAAGUAGAAACGCAAACUAUACAGGAAACUAAAAGUACACAGUGCAGUCCCGAUCAAAGUUUAUCGAGUACAACGGAUAUAUUCGAGACUACUGCUGGUUUUCACGUCGCGUUAAGAUUUUAUCAAAGUCCCAAGAGGGAAGUACAAACUCAGACACAAGGGGAAAGUAAAAGCGUUCAAUGUUCAUUGGACGAUUUCAUUUACAACGAAUUUUCGUUGAAUUAUACCCGUGGAAUCGUACAAAAUACUAGGGACAAUUUAAUCGUUAAAUCGGAUAGAAUACAAAUUCAAGAAUCUAAAAGUAUUCAGUGUAUACCGGAAGAUAUAUCAGGUGAAACACCGUCCACCACUAAAUCGAUUGAACGAAAGGAAGAGGAAGGGGAAAAGAAGAAAUCAAGGAAAGAAGAUAAAGAGGAUACUUUUUUAAGUAGUCAACGAAAAGAAGUUGAAGUUCAAACUUAUCAAGAAUCGAAAGCAAUUCAAUGUACAGAUGAAGAAUUACAAUCUUACGAAUCAUCGCAACAACAACAACAACAACAACAACAACGUCAAUUAGAAAGAUCAUCCUCGUCGAGUAGCAGCAGCAGCAGACCGGUUACCCUAACAACUACAACUGUUGUUAAAAAACCCGAAACUUUGGUUUCACCGUCACGUAAACUUACAACCGUUGUAUUCGUCGAGGGUAAAACGAUCAUGACGGUCACGCAAAGGGAUCACGACGGUAACGUCGCGUGGUCUAAUCAUUGGGGUCCCGAAAGACUCGUUGAAAUUUAUAGGGAACCUAAAACAAGUUUGGGACUUAGUAUCGUUGGCGGAAAGGUCGAUUUACACAAUGGCAGUUCCAGUAAGUCCCAGAAUAUUUCUGGGAUAUUUAUUAAGAACGUUUUGCCUAACAGUCCUGCUGGAAGAACUGGAGAGUUGAAGAUCGGUGACAGAAUAAUCGAAGUGGACGGAGUGGAUCUGCGGAAUAGUACACACGAACGAGCGGUCGAGGUCAUUCAAGCUGCCGGAAAUCCUGUCUGCCUCCUCGUCCAAUCUCUGGUGCAUCUGACUACCGAGAACGAAAGUAAUUCUCAAGAUGGAAAAAGUAAAAAUCGGUUGCCAGUUUCUGGGGUAGCUCCAGGUACACCCACAGCAUCAUUUCGACAAAAACCUUCACCGAUUUCACCUGCUAGAUCAAUCACGCCGGAAGUAAUUCAGAGUGGAAUUGAAGAAAGUGAGAAGACCCCAUCGAGAGAUUUUAAAAGGCAAAGUAUAAGAAGCACAGAUGGCGCUGGUCCUAGCGCAAGAAGAUCCUCCAUGAAAAAAUCGAUACGUAAAAAGGCGCCGUCGCCGCCAUCGAAUCCUGGAAUACUUCGGGAAGUUAGCGAAGAACGUGAGGAUCAUGUUCCUCCUGCUCCUCAACAGGUGCAAAAACCUCUUACGAAGAAAUAUUCAUCGGAGGAAAGUUCCGAGGAAGAGGACAUACGCGAAUUGGAGGGUAACGUUUAUACGAAGGGGGGAAUGGAGAUAUCCAGGAAGAGUGCUGCUAACGUGAAAAGAACGAAAGCUGAGAUAGAUGCUGAUCCUGAACAAGAAGACGAAUAUGGAUACACUAACAUGAAAAUACAAAAGAAAUAUCAUAAUCUGGGUCACAAGGUGUUAAUGGUUAAAGUAGAAAAGGAACGCGGUAGUUUAGGUAUAUCUCUUGCCGGACACAAGGAUAGAAAUCGAAUGGCUGUUUUCAUUUGUGGAAUCAAUCCAAAUGGUGCCGCACAUAAAGUUGGUGGGCUUGCCGUUGGUGACGAAAUACUCGAGGUGAAUGGUAUGGUAUUCAAAGGAAGAUGUCAUUUGAACGCAUCGGCCUUGAUAAAGUGUAUGGCUGGUACAUGUUUUAAAAUCAUCGUUCAUCGGAAAACACAAGGUGCUGAUGAUAUCGCAGUGAAACCAUUGAUUUCAUUUCCACCAAUCUUGGAUGAGAGCGAGCAAUUUAGCGGAUACAAAGGAGUCCGUGUUGUUCCAGUAAAAAAGGGACAAUACGGUCUUGGCAUAAUGAUCAUCGAGGGUAAGCACGCUGAAGUUGGCCAAGGAAUUUUCGUCUCUGACAUACAAGAAGGCAGUGCUGCUGAACAGGCCGGUUUGCAAGUAGGUGAUUUGAUUCUUGCCGUUAACAUGGAUUGUCUACUCGGUUCUACGUAUGACGAGGCUACGAGUCUCUUGAAGAAGGCCGAGGGCGUAGUCAAGUUGACCGUUUGUAAUCCAAAUCAAAGUAAAAUUGGCCAGGAUGGUAAAGAAAUAAAACCAGCCGAGGCAGAAGUUAAACCAGUGGAAAAGAAAGAACCGGAAAAACCGAAAGAACCAGAACCACCUCAGGAUCCGAAGGAUUGUAAAAUUCAAAUUGGUAAGGACACUACGAUAGAAUUUCAAAAGGAAAAGGACAAGGGAAUUGGUUUCACUAUAGCCGGUGGUACCGAUACACCUAUGGGUGGCGUAUUUAUUCUCGAAGUAUUUCCGGAUGGGACAGCUGGAAAAGAUGGCAGAUUGCAAGCCGGGGAUCAAAUUCUUGAUAUAUGCCAAGAAAGUUUCAAAGCCAUCGAACAUGAACAAGCUCAUGCAGCAGUAAUGAAAGUUACGGGAACAAUAGUCAUGGUGGUACAUAGAAGCGAUAAACCACCAGAAGAACUCGAGGUUGAAUUGCAAAAAAAAUCAGGAAAAGGAGCUGGACUUUGUUUGACCGGAUUUAAAAGUGGCAAGGGUGCUUACGUCUCGGAUCUGUUACCUGGUGGUAGUGCAUUAGAGAGUGGAAAAAUUUGCAAAGGUGAUCGAGUAGUUGCCAUUUGCGGACAGGAUGUUCGCGAAGCACCCGUUGAGGAUAUCGCGGUUCACAUCAAAGUUUCCAAUCCGGUGCAACUCAAAUUGGCUAGGUAUAAGUCCGCUAAACAAUGACAGGGUUCUGCGGGCGGAACUCUAAAAUCUUAUGAGAAAGAAAC